Scedosporium apiospermum is the source of this 2790-nucleotide messenger RNA. RefSeq lists its product as uncharacterized. Gene Ontology annotation, cellular component: cytoplasm. Gene Ontology annotation, biological process: regulation of GTPase activity. The transcript is spliced from 7 exons. NCBI's taxonomy places the organism in Eukaryota, Fungi, Ascomycota, Sordariomycetes, Microascales, Microascaceae. The record is from RefSeq and is a predicted model, not a curated record. Bases 1 to 2790 code for a protein of 929 amino acids. Gene Ontology annotation, molecular function: guanyl-nucleotide exchange factor activity.
AUGGCCCUCGCCGUGACGCUUCCUAGUAGCCCUGAGUCGCCUCUCUCCAGCUCCGACGGAAGCUUUAUGACUGCAACCCAGAGGCCAAGCUGCGAAAACCCGGUCACGCCAUCGAGUCACCCCAGUGAUAGAAGUACUGCAGUGCUCCAGAUUGUGGAUAAUCCGGAGAGACCCUCGACACCUAUUGCUGAAACAUGGACGGAAUGGGCCGGGAUUGCUUCCCUCCUGCACACCCUCACCGGGGAGCUUAACACCACAGACGAUCCGGGCCCUAUCCCCCAGAUCACAAUUGACGAUAGUACUCUUUCAUCUUCCCCAUCAUCAGCUGCUUCAUCGUCUCCCAGACACUCUCCCAAUGAACCCCUAUUACUACCUCUUUCUACAACUUCCGAUCACCCUGGAGCGUGCUCUUUAGAGCAGAGGGGCCCUUUCCAAAAGUGGAUCGACUCACUUCAUCGACGUGCUAGCCACCGGUCCAGAAGGUUCGGGCACUCGCGACACACGGCCACCAAUGGGUUUGAAGACGGCUUCCACAUCCAUUCGAAAUCUUCAUCUGGUUCCUCAUUUGCCUUUGUAUCGGCCGUGAAAAGUGCUAGUAUUGGUAUUGGAAGCGUCACCACAAACACGAGGAGCCGCCCAGGCACCAUGCAUUCUCGAUCAAGGACCGACCGGAGCAGUCGGCUUUCCGCAGCACCUCCUCGGUUCUCAGAGGAUAGCACGCAUAAUAACGUCGUUUUGGGUGCAAUGGAUAAGGCUGGGAUCAGUCGCUCGAUACAGCGUCGGAGCAUACUAGAAGAACUUAUCGCAACCGAGGAAAACUAUAUUGGAGACGUGCGUUUUUUGAUCAAUGUUUAUAUGACUACCUUUGCCUCUUUACCCGCAAUAUCAGCAGGCCUUAGAUCUUCGAUCAAUCGUAACCUUACCGACAUUGUUGAGCUUCACGAGGAUAUCCUUGGAGAACUCCAUAGAGUUGUCCCUAACUCGGAAUAUACUCAGCUGGAAGUUCCCAAGCCGCCAGAACGUCUCCAGCCCAGGGCACAUCAGCGUUGGAAGAGCCUAGACUCUGUCCCCGAGAAUGUUGGGCAUAUGUCCUGGCUACAGCGUGUUCCGGGAAUGGUCGCCGAUGCCCAGGUUGCCGAAGAAGUUGCCAAAGUAUUCGGGAAAAGGAUGAAUCGUUUCUUCAUAUAUAAGGAAUAUGGGGCCAAGUACGAAAUGAUGAUCAAAGAUAUAAACUCGAUGCACCGCACCAUGCCGGAGUGGGAGAACUACCAACGAGGCGUUGAAAUUCUAGCCACAUCCCUUGGUUCAAAACAAACCCAAUUAGAUCGUGCGAAGAAGGCUCUCACCAUUGCAGAUCUUCUCAUGAAGCCAAUUCAAAGGGUCUGCCGGUACCCUCUACUGUUUGCGGAGCUUUUGAAGUACACCACCGUGGACGACUGCGCGAAUUCACAUAUGGAGGUUGAGAACACAUUGAUUCGGCUUCGUGAAGCGACAGCAGAGAUCAACCGAGCUACUGAUGAUGUGAGGAUGAAGUCUAUCCUAGAGAAAACGUGGACUCUGCAGGAUCGCCUUGUCUUCUCUAACCAGAUAGAUGGAGAGGGUCUGAUUAUGAUUCAGAGACUUGAUGCUGCCUCCAAAAACCGAAUCCGCUCCUUUGGACAUAUCAAACUUUGUGGAGCUCUCCAUGUAUGCUGGUCCUCGAAGGAGGGGGUGCAGGGCCGAUACAUGGUCUGCCUUCUAUACCCGGACGUUCUGUGUCUGGCUUCCGCUGGCAAGGCGGAUCAGAUUUACAAUAUACAGCUCUGCGUCGGACUAGCAUCCCUAAAAGUGGAGGAGGUUGAUAACGGAAGAGGCUUACAAUGCCACACGGCUCCAUAUUCUUGGAAGGUCGUCUUCGAAUGUGAUUGCCAGCUGUAUGAGGUGAUGAUGACAGCGUGCACAGCAAAAGAGGAGUUGGAAUGGAGGUGCAGGUUAGCAAGCCCCUCCUUCGACCGGGCAAUCCAAAAAGAGCCCAACUGGUUCAGCUGGCUUUCCCUCGAUAUAAAGCCAUUGGGCACCGUUUUCGGCAAGCCAGCACCGUCGCGCGGAGAGAGAGCCAGAAUCGAGGCUCUUCUGGUGGACGUGUGGAGCCGUGAUAUCCUUCCUUUCCCCGGGAUGACCACAAGGUCAAGAAGCGAGCAUCUUGUGCGGUCGUCUGCCUCGUCUGUAAUGCGAAAGUUGAGUGUCGCGAGUAUCGCUAGUUCCUUUAGUCGCCGGCCGGGCAGCCUCACAAGUCUGCCUAAGACUUCUGCGGAUACAGACGCUGGGGAAGGUGAUGAGGGCAGUGGGAACGCCUCGCACAACGAGCCCGAUAGUCCGAUCGAGUGGAAGUUAACAUUUGGUGAGGACGCUGGAUUGCCAAUGAUCCAAGACGAGAACGAGGCGAGGACACCAGACGUUAUUGACAGCCAUCUGUCUCCGAAUGAUCACCUCCACAACCUGUCCGACGGCCGCCCCUGCGACGUCGGCGCAAUUCGGCCAGAGCUUCGUAGACAGGAGCUGCUCGCUACCCACAGCGUCCCAGGCUCCUCUAUCUUCGAGAAGGGGGCAGCGGAGACAGAGGACUCGUCUAUCCCGGCUUGGCCUUUGCCCAAGCCGUCGCCAGAGCUGCCAGAAAAAGAAAACCAGCAACCAGAGAAACAACCGAGAGAGAUUGAGAAGCGGGAAUCGAAAGGAUGGUCCAAGGUGCCGAAGGGAACGAGUCGAAGGAAGGGAAUGGUGUUAUCUGGGAUCAAGAGUAUUUUUACAUGA